Molecule: messenger RNA, 2695 nt
Organism: Rhododendron vialii
Lineage: Eukaryota; Viridiplantae; Streptophyta; Magnoliopsida; Ericales; Ericaceae
Exons: 3
Coding region: 149-1399 (416 amino acids)
Source: RefSeq, a predicted model, not a curated record
CGAAGACAAAACUCGCGUGCAAAUAGAAUCACCCCCUCUGAUCAAAAUAAAAUAAAAUAGAAUCACCCCCUAUUUUCAGUUGCUCAAACCCACAUCGCCAUCAUCGUCUCCAACUCUUGUUUCUUUCAUUUCCAGAACCCUAAAUUCGAUGGAUCCACAUUACGAACACAUACUAAGAGACGAGGUAAUCUACGUCCACUCCCACUGGCACCACACAAAACCUACCCACAACCCACCAACCCUGCUCCAAACUCCCAAACCCAACCCCACAAAAUUCAAGAAACAGAAGAAAAAGAGGCCCAAGCCCAAAAAACUCAAGAAGAUCUCGCCCCAACCCGACCCACCUCUGGAUUCGGGCCCCGAAUGGCCCUGCCCCAGUUUUCCCGACCCGCCGUCGUCGGCCUUCGAAUGGCCCGUCCUGAAGCUCAACCCAGCUCCGGCAACCCGGCUGCCCACGGCGGAAGAGCAAGCCCGGUUCGCCGCGACCCAAGUCCAGCAAAAGGCCUUGAGAGCUGCCCAAGAGUUUUUUGUAGACAGUGGGAGCGAUGAUGAUGAUUGUGAUGGUGGUGGUGGUGGUAGCGAUGAUGAUGAAGAUGAUUUCAUGGACGAAGAAGAUGAGAGCGAAGAGUACAAGUUUUUUGUGAAAGUUUUUGAGGAGGAUGGGGAGCUGAGGGGUUUUUAUGAGAGGAAUUGUGAGAGUGGGGAAUUUUGUUGCUUGGUUUGUGGUGGGAUUGGGAAGAAGGUGGGGAAGAGGUUUAAGGGUUGUGUGGCUUUGGUUCAGCAUUCAAACGGGAUUGCAAAGACGAAGAAGAGGAGAGCUCAUAGAGCUUUUGCUCAGGUGGUUUGUAAAGUUCUUGGUUGGGAUAUUGAUAGGCUGCCCACUAGUGGUUUGUCAUCAGCUAAAUCCGGCGAGUGUCAGGGCAGUGCUGAGGUUGGUAUGGAGGGAAUGAACAUGCUUAAUCAAAAUCCGGUGAUGGAAAACGGUAUUAAUGCUGGCAUGGUUUUGAAGGAGGUUUCAAAUGUUGAUCAGAAGGAGAAUGUUGAUCAGAAGGAGUUACGGAUUUCAACUGUUCCUGCUGUGUCAAUUGGUGCUGAGCAGUAUGUGAUGUUUAUCGAGAGUCAUUUGAAUUGUGAUGAUGCCGAUACGUGUAUGGAAAAUCUUGACAGUGGGUAUUUGAGUACCAUGGAUGGGAAGACAGAGGUAGUGGUCAAUUGCCUGGUGAGAUUUCUGUUCUGGUACAAUUUCUUUUUUAUUUUCCAAGCCCGAAGGCAUUACAAAGAUAAUAUCACAAAAAGCAAGAAUGAACCAAAACUACCAAAAUCUUCUCUACUUCAUUUUUUAUCUUUUUCAAGGAUUCCUGACCUCUAUUUGAUGAACCAAUUGGUGCCAUGGUGUUAACUCGAUAGCUCGUUUAACUACUAGCUUGUUUUUCUUUUGCAUUGCUCAGUUGGUUAUCUAUUUUCUUGAUUUUUAGGUGUAAAUGUAGGUCUUGUUUUUUGUACGGUAAUUUGAAACAAUGUAUGCUUCAAUUGUCCCUUCUUUUCUGAGCUUUAGAGUUACUUGAAGGUUGGGGAUGCCAAUAUGUGUAUGGAAAAUCAUGACUGUGAGGAUUUGACUAUGGCAGAUGGGAAGACAGAGGGACUGGUUAAUUGCCUGGUAAGAUUUGUGGUCUGAGUAUGUCUUUUCAAUUGUUUUUCCCUUUUUUGGUAGUUUCAAGUUUAUAAGAGUCGACCUCUUAUGGCUGCUAAUGAGAGCUAGUAAUCUGAAGCUAUUUGAUUUUUACAUUGUGAUGGCUAACAACAGCAAUUUGUUGAUGUACAAGUCGGUUCCAUGGUGGCACUUCGGUAAUUCUUUCUACAUGUGAUCUGAUAUUUUCUAAAAAAUAGUUCUAAUGCUAUUCUGUAGAAUCAUGUCCAAUCAUAAUUCUAUGGGAAAUUGUCAAGUUGUCUGUCAUGUCUUGGAAUAAUUAUAUUCACAACACAUAAUAACACGUGUUUGCAUUUUCUUUCUUGUUGGAUAGAAAUUAUAAAAGGCAUAACUGUGUGCCAACCGGAGAACUUCUGAAAGUUAUUUUAUCUUUGGUGGGAAAUCUAAUAUUUUCCGUACAUGAUUAAUAAGUUUUCUCUUUCCAUUACAGUUUUUCCCUCUAUAAUGCAGUGUAGGAGCCUUUCAAGGACAGUGGUCUUGGACGCAACAUGAAGAACAAUCCGAUGGGGAUUGUAGUUCAUAAUGAUCUGUCAAGCAAUACCGAGAAUCAGAAUCGACGAUAAAGUUGUAGAGAUGGUGGCAACUGGCAAGUAUUACUAAGAAGUACUCCACGCAAUGGUUUGCUUGUUGAGAUGAUCCUUCUUGUCUACAGAUUGUUGAUCGUCUGGUUUUUCGAUAUUGUCACUGACAAUGUGUGGAACCAUUUGGUAGUUGUGAUCAUUGAUGGUCAUUCUUUGAUCUUCAAAAAGGAUUUACAAUUUCUGCUUGGAAACAGAUUGGGUACGGUACGGGCGGAACAUCUUCACAAAUGCUGUUGGAAUGCAUAUGUACAGUGAUUACUUCCCGUGUUUAUCGGUGUAGUCGUAGAAUAACUGGUUGUAAAUGUGCUAACUUCAGAAUUCUCAUGUUGAGGUCAUUCUAACGCUUGUACUAAUGUAUACUUAACCAAGUUCAUUUCUGCAAGUAACUGUACUGAGUUGGUGUUCC